AUGGAUUCAUCUGGUUCUCAACAAAAUUCAUCAGGAACCACGGGUGGAAAUGUUAUUACAUUGAAUAAUAAUGAUUUAAUGCAACAACGAACAAGUCUUGGAAAUGGACAACAGAUUAUUCUUAAAACAAGUGGAUCACCAACAUCGACAACAUUACCACAGGGACAAAUUCUUCAAACAGCUGAUGGACAAUUAAUUAUAUUACAAAGUGCUGAACAACCACAAUCACAACAACCACAAUAUGUACAAGUCGGUGGACAAAUUUUACAAUUAAGUAGUGUUCAAACAUCACAACAACCACAAACCAUAACGAUUCCAGCUGGUGCUCUUCAACUUGGUGGUAAUGGACAACAAAUUGUACAAUUAUCAACACCAACUAAAACACAAGGAACACCACAAAAUGGAACUGUUAUUAUGAUGGUACCUGGUAAUGCAGGACAAUUACAAGCUGUUCAAAUGCAAACCAGUGGCUUAACAACAACAUCAACAGCAGGACCAACACAGACAACUAUUGCAUCUGAACCAACAGAAGAAGAACCAUUGUAUGUAAAUGCUAAACAAUAUAAUCGAAUAUUAAAACGACGUGCUGCUCGUGCUAAACUUGAAGCUGAAGGACGAAUUCCACGUGAACGUAAACGUAAAUUUCUUCAUGAAUCCCGUCAUCGACAUGCAAUGAAUCGUGUUCGUGGUGCCGGUGGUCGUUUUGCUCCAGGAUCAAAACAAAAAGCAUAA
This is a messenger RNA of Rotaria sordida, 732 nucleotides long. NCBI's taxonomy places the organism in Eukaryota, Metazoa, Rotifera, Eurotatoria, Philodinida, Philodinidae. The record is from the annotation of a GenBank genome assembly.